This is a messenger RNA of Knipowitschia caucasica, 1974 nucleotides long. The record is from the annotation of a GenBank genome assembly. Lineage: Eukaryota; Metazoa; Chordata; Actinopteri; Gobiiformes; Gobiidae.
AUGAUCAACAACAAACGUCUGAUCAACAACAAACAUCUGAUCAACAACAACAAACAUCUGAUCAACAACAAACGUCUGAUCAACAACAAACAUAUGAUCAACAACAAACAUCUGAUCAACAACAAACAACUGAUCAACAACAAACAUCUGAUCAACAACACACAUCUGAUCAACAACAACAAACAUCUGAUCAACAACAACACACAUCUGAUCAACAACAAACGUCUGAUCAACAACAACAAACAUCUGAUCAACAACAAACGUCUGAUCAACAACAAACAACUGAUCAACAACAAACAACUGAUCAACAACAAACAUCUGAUCAACAACACACAUCUGAUCAACAACAACAAACAUCUGAUCAACAACAAACAUCUGAUCAACAACAAACAACUGAUCAACAACAAACGUCUGAUCAACAACAAACAUAUGAUCAACAACAAACAUCUGAUCAACAACAAACAACUGAUCAACAACAAACAUCUGAUCAACAACACACAUCUGAUCAACAACAACAAACAUCUGAUCAACAACAACACACAUCUGAUCAACAACAAACGUCUGAUCAACAACAACAAACAUCUGAUCAACAACAAACGUCUGAUCAACAACAAUAAACAUCUGAUCAACAACAAACAUCUGAUCAACAACAACACACAUAUGAUCAACAACAACAAACAUCUGAUCAACAACAAACAACUGAUCAACAACAAACAUCUGAUCAACAACACACAUCUGAUCAACAACAACAAACAUCUGAUCAACAACAACACACAUCUGAUCAACAACAACACACAUCUGAUCAACAACAACACACAUCUGAUCAACAACAACACACAUCUGAUCAACAACAACAAACAUCUGAUCAACAACAACACACAUCUGAUCAACAACAACACACAUCUGAUCAACAACAAACGUCUGAUCAACAACAACAAACAUCUGAUCAACAACAAACGUCUGAUCAACAACAAUAAACAUCUGAUCAACAACAAACAUCUGAUCAACAACACACAUCUGAUCAACAACAACACACAUAUGAUCAACAACAACAAACAUCUGAUCAACAACAAACAACUGAUCAACAACAAACAUCUGAUCAACAACACACAUCUGAUCAACAACAACAAACAUCUGAUCAACAACAACACACAUCUGAUCAACAACAACACACAUCUGAUCAACAACAACACACAUCUGAUCAACAACAACACACAUCUGAUCAACAACAACAAACGUCUGAUCAACAACAACAAACAUCUGAUCAACAACAACAAACAUCUGAUCAACAACAAACGUCUGAUCAACAACAAUAAACAUCUGAUCAACAACAACAAACGUCUGAUCAACAACAAACAACUGAUCAACAACCAACAUCUGAUCAACAACAACACACAUCUGAUCAACAACAAACAUCUGAUCAACAACAAACAUCUGAUCAACAACAACACACAUCUGAUCAACAACAAACAUCUGAUCAACAACACACAUCUGAUCAACAACAACAAACAUCUGAUCAACAACAACAAACAUCUGAUCAACAACAACAAACAUCUGAUCAACAACAAACAACUGAUCAACAACAAACAUCUGAUCAACAACAACAAACAUCUGAUCAACAACAAACAACUGAUCAACAACAAACAUCUGAUCAACAACACACAUCUGAUCAACAACAACAAACAUCUGAUCAACAACAACAAACAUCUGAUCAACAACAACACACAUCUGAUCAACAACAAACGUCUGAUCAACAACAAACAUCUGAUCAACAACAAACGUCUGAUCAACAACAAACAUCUGAUCAACAACAAACGUCUGAUCAACAACAAACAUCUGAUCAACAACAAACAACUGAUCAACAACAAACAACUGAUCAACAACAAACGUCUGAUCAACAACAAACAUCUGAUCAACAACAAACAUCUGAUCAUCAACAAACGUCUGAUCAACUACUGUGAUGAAGAAGGUUGA